This is a messenger RNA of Anguilla anguilla (European eel), 3008 nucleotides long. RefSeq names its product ras and EF-hand domain-containing protein-like. The record is from RefSeq and is a predicted model, not a curated record. The transcript has 16 exons. Bases 1512 to 2984 code for a protein of 490 amino acids. Gene Ontology annotation, molecular function: GTP binding; GTPase activity. NCBI's taxonomy places the organism in Eukaryota, Metazoa, Chordata, Actinopteri, Anguilliformes, Anguillidae.
AGAGGCAAUGGGUGACGUCACAGUAGCUUUGUCCAUAUUUUUACAGUCUCUGGAUUGGAUAUACCGUCUUCUUGUUUUACAGUGUGUGGUGUACAGCUUAUUGGUGAAUUACCGCCACCUUCUGCUCCGGAGUGUGUAUCAGACAAUAGAUUUACUCAAAAAUCGCUUCACCCUAAGCUAUAUUUCAUCCUCCAUGCUUUACACCGAGUCCUACUAUAAAAUCCCUAUCCAUGUCAGCCACCCAAGAACCCUAUACCUGCUUAUCCAUCAUAUCCUAUAUUAAAAAAAUAAAUAAAUAAAAUAAUAAUGAUAAUAAUAAACCCUGCAUUGGACAUAACGUGUUAAUGGUCCAAGCGUAAACGCGCAGACGGAUAGAUAUUUUACUGUAAGCCAAAACGUCAUUUACAAACGUUCUGACAACCUACCAGUAACGUUUCAAAUUAAGUAAGGAUGAGGACUGUGAUGUAACGUAAUUGUUACAUUAUUAAAUUACAUCGUAUUUACGUAAUUGUAUAACGUUACAGCAACGUUGCAGAACAGUCUCCAUGAGGACUGGUUAUUUUGCGACCAUAGAGAAAUGUUGUCACAACGUCACCUGUUGGUAAUGUUGCGACUUACCAAAUUACGACCAAAGUGUAACGUUGUCAUUACGUAGUGUGUUUGUAGGGGUGUAUAUUUAUUCAUAUUUCAUUUUCUUUAGGCCUAUUGGAUUGAUAGAAUGACUUUCUGUACAAAAAAUUGUAUGUCUGGGCUAAAAUGCCAAAUAACUAUUACAUACAUAAUUCAUUUCAACAUUAAAUAGUCUUGACUUCUUUGUCCAAUGUUUUGUUUACCACGAUGAUCAGGUAAGAAUUGCUCAUGCUGAAGAGCAUAUUUAAUUUAACUGUGCAAGUUCUGUCAUGGUUAAAAUGAAGGGGCCAGCUUUCAGUUCUCAACCUCAGCACCGGAUGUAAUGUCGCCCCCUGCUGAUAUCUAUGAUUUUCGCUCAAAAAGCAAGUUUCCCCAGGGAGCUCCAUUUAUUUUUGACAGCAAAAAUAAAAUACUGUCACUCAAAUAUUGAUGUUAACUCAGUGUAUUAUAUUAGGAAGGAAAAUAACUUAUUUUUCCGGGGUAAAAUAUUUUUCCUACCACACGUAUGAAUUUUUUUCUUUUAUUAUUACCGGCAGAUCCACGCCUCCUAUGACGUUGUUCUGCUGGCGUAGUAUGAGGCUUUGAUUCAAUCCCUGGGAAGCGAGUGCCAGGAUCAGCAGCAGGAGAACUAGCUGGCGAGCAGCCUAAGAUGGUUGGAGGGCAAUACGGGGCUUGCAGGGGUGGAGGACAGAACAGGGUUGGCAGAAAGUCUGGGAAGAUCUAAAAUAUGAAAUGAUAGUGAAGACAGGAAGUGUGGCUUUAAGUUGGAGGUGGUGACUGCCCACCAGCUGACUGAGCUAGAGGAGAAUCUACAGAAGCAGCUUGCCCAUGUGGAGAAAAGGCUGCAGGAACAGCACAGGGUAUGUGCAGUGAUUGCUGUGAUGGACGAGAAGCAUGAGAGUGAGGUCGCAGAGCUGCAGGACACCGUGGAAAGACUUCAAAUGAACCAAGAAGCCUGGCACACAAACUCCAGAGUGGAUGUCUGCUAUCUGAAAAGCCAAAUCCAAGAGAUGACACUAGAAAGUGAUGAGCUGAGGCGAUCACUCCUCAGGGCUCAGGGGAAUAUCAGUGUUCUGCAGACAGAGGUGGAGAGACUGAAUGGUGAAAGUGUGAACAAAUGCAUGGACGAGAAGAGUAAUUUGGGGCUGGAGUGCGACGGGGAACCAGGCAUGCUGACAGAGUGCCAGUCCUAUUCCAGUCGAAUACAGGUCCUUCAAGAGAUGAAUAAGCAGCUGCAUGACCGCAACGAUGGGCUUCACUCUGCCCUGGUCCGGACCAGGUCAGGAAAAUGGAGGAUCAUUCCAAAUGAUGCAGAUCUCCUUUGGAAGUUGAAGCCUAUUCGACAGAGUACUCUGAACUACAGCAGCCUGCCUGUUGAGUGUGGUACAUCGUACCUGGACAGCGGCCUAUCCCUGACGGCAGACACAGAUGCUACUGGCAGCUCCAGCAGUGAGUACGACAGCGAAGAUGACAGCCAGGUCUCCACAGAGACAGCCCUCCACAGCUGUGUCUCCUCAGAUGUUGAGGCGUCAGAUCUGAGGUUGGAGGGUGCGGUUUCCAUGGUUCCCAGCACAUGCAGCUCUGUCUCAACCACUCGCAGACGCCUCUCAGCCUUUUGCUGUAAGGAGGCAGAUUCAUUUGUGUCUGAGCCCAAGGAGGGUGUACCCAUAUACAGGCUGGUUCUGGCAGGAGACUCUGGUUCAGGGAAGUCCAGUUUCCUCUUACGGCUGAGCCUAAAUGAUUUCAGGACGGACAUGCAGACCACUCUGGGAGUAGAUUUCCAUACAAAGACUAUGUUGGUUGAUGGAGACAGGACUGACCUGCAGAUUUGGGACACUGCAGGACAAGAGAGAUUUCGCAGUAUCACCAGGUCAUACUUCCGCAAAGCACAGGGUGUGCUACUGCUAUAUGACGUCACCUCUGAGAGGAGCUUCCUCAGUGUGCAAGACUGGAUGGACCAAAUACAGGAGUGUGCAGAGGAGCGUAUCCCCAUGUGUUUGAUUGGGAACAAGACGGACCUGCGAGCAGGGCUACCGGAAGGCAGCUGUGUAAGCCCUGCUCAUGGAGAGAGGUUGGCUAUGGUGAGCUGCCCCUUUUCUAAUAUCAGGAUGUACAAUGCCUUGUUCUGUGAGACCAGCGCUAAAGAGGGAACCAACAUUGUUGAAGCUGUCCUUCAUCUCGCCAGUGAACCUGGGGUUUUAAAAGCGGAGACCGGGAGUCUUCAAGAGAGAAGCUGCCGGCGGAGAAACAACCUGCAUGUGUUCGUUAUAAAAGAAAAUAAAAACAGAAAACAGAAAAAAAAAAAAAACCGUGUCUUGUGUUCAUGUAACAAAAAGCCAGGUCGGCUGAAAUAAAAGAGCACGUGAGUGCGGAAAGAA